Guyanagaster necrorhizus is the source of this 663-nucleotide messenger RNA. RefSeq names its product HAD-like protein. The annotation marks the transcript as partial. The record is from RefSeq and is a predicted model, not a curated record. The transcript has 7 exons. Lineage: Eukaryota; Fungi; Basidiomycota; Agaricomycetes; Agaricales; Physalacriaceae.
AUCGUCUGUAGUCCCUUUAUCGCCAUCUCCGCUUAUGAACGUGAACAUGGAAUCCCUGAUAAUUACCUCAACUGCUCCAUCGUCGAGAGAGGCCAUCAAGGCGCCUGGCAGAAAUUUGAGAGAGGAGAGUUAUCCUUGAUGCCAUUCUAUGAGGCAUUUAGCCGUGACUUAUCAGACACGGAGAACGGAAAUAAGUGGUACGAGGACUACUGUCGACGUCGUAAUAUUGCCUGCCCGCCGUUGCCGAAACAGCUGAACGUUGACGGACGAGAGCUUUUCGGCGCGAUGAUGAGAUUGUCCGCGGAAUACGAUCCCCAUAUUAUAGAGGCGAUCCGCCGCAUUCGUGCUGUCGGAAGACACAAAAUCAUUGCUCUGACCAAUAACUACGCGAGGUCCGGCGCGGACAGUCAGAUUCCUCCGUCGGAACUCAAAUUCCUAGGCUGGGACGAAGGAGGUGCUACACCAAAGCGACUCCAAUCUUUGUUUGAUGAUUUCUGCGAUAGUAGCGUUAUGGGCAUGAGGAAACCCGAACCUGACUUUUAUCUUCUCGCGUGCGAACGAAACGAUCUGGAUCCCCGAGAGGCUAUAUUCCUCGACGAUAUUGGAAUGAACCUUAAGGCAGCUAAGAAACUGGGAAUGGAGACGAUUCGUGAGUGCCUAUAA